GGCUGCUUCAAGAUUCGUCCGUAUUUGAUCUCGAUAGUAGUGUACAUACCUCCUCCUGACACCUGAUUUAUUUAUUGUCUUCUUAAUUCCUCUUUUGAUUUCUCUUUCCUUUGUUUUCGCUUAUGCAGAUCCUUUUCGUACGAUCAUAGUUAUAUUUUAAGCCUUUAGUACAACAUCCUAAGAAACGGGUAAGAGAUAUGCAUUCUUGUUGAACAGCUGCGCCCACACAUGCGAUCUCUCAAUGUUUCUGUUCAGGCGAUUACUUCCAAACUCUACAUAUCUUUUUCGAAUUAGCCCACCAUUGUCUCAGACCUCGAAUCUCAACAAUGUGCGCCAUGUCAAAUUCAAGCGGCCGUGGAUUAGGAAAUUUUUUACCACGUUUUUUAUUUAUGGUGCCGCAUUUCAUUUGUGGAGUUCGUUUGUCCUUCUUCAGUUUGAUGAUACGCUAGACGAUGCCGAUGCCACACAGGAAGCACUUUCUGGGAAGACAGGUGUGGGCGAAAAUCGAAAAGAUGAUACCGAGGGGCGCCUCAAGAACCCUGCGAGCGGAACAAUAGAUUCUGAUCCUGUUUUUAUACCCUUGGGCUGGCCACGAUUACGCAAAGGUGAACUAUAUGCAGCAUCGGACCCGGAGUGGCAAGAGUUUGUCAAGACAUCACGGGAUCGAGAAAAGCUUCAAUAUCUUAGAGAUGAGCUGGCAUCGAUCGUUCAGAAAGAUGCCUCCCAGUCUGAAGUACUAUCGCGCGUGCUAGGGGGUCCCCUUCGCGUAACAGGGUUCUGGCUAGUGCAUCAUUUUCCAUCUCGCGCCCCCCCUGAUUAUGAGCGCUCAGGGCUAGAGUUCACCGACGGUGGAAUAUCGUGGGUUUCAAAACCCAUGUCUCUGGAGGAUGGCGACCGUCUUCGGAGGUGUAUACAGCCUUUAUCUGUGGCACUCGCUAUAAAGGAUGCCUAUAUGAUCUUGGUGAAAAGACAACUUUCCCGGCUUAAUAUCACAGGCUUAGAGCAAGAACAAGCCCCAGGUCCUUCAAGUCUACCGUCCCACAAGACGCUAUCGUCCGAGCUUCAACCCCUAGACGGGUUGCAUCCCAUGCAUCAGUCUGAAACACAGUCGGCUUCACCUACUGGUUCUCAGGGGGCCACCUUGCGAGACAAAGGUGGCGCCGACCUUCAUCAUUCUCUGAUUAUAUCGACACUUCAACGAUUACCUUUACCAAAGUUUGGUCCCGGGUCUGAUCUGUACGCAGCAUCGUUAGCUUUUAAGAUGCGGCUGAAGGACUGUUGGGCCCGAGAACUGCACCGUCCUCGGCGUGGCGUGUUCUAUUUUAUCGGCCCUGUCGGCUUGAAAGGCCCCAGAGGGUUUUGCAGGGUUGACGUGAAAGGUGAAUACGACCCAGCAACGGCCAGUUGGUCUUUGGUUUCGAUGCAGCUCAAGGAUGUGAGCAUAUUCAACCAAAAAGCGCUUGGUGGCUCUUAACCGGCUGCUCAACCUUCUUUUACAAAUUGUAUUCUGAUGUAUCUUAAAAUGCGGGGACUUGAUGUAUGUACGAGGUCUCUUUUUCAACUUAUUUUAUUGCCUGGGCAUUCACACUGUAAGCUUUCCUCUCCAUGCUAUAACCUCUCAGACGUCCGGCAUCUAGGAUAUUGAACGAAAUAAUCUUUGCAAUUGUCAAUAUUGCUGAGAUUAGGUCUAAGCUAUACAGAUAUGCACAAGUAAUGGAGUUCAGACGGUAUGCUAGCAUGCUUAAUCAAGUAAUCAGCAAGUAUCGGAAAGGCCAGCUCAUUGAAAUGCUGUGCAGCUGUUAUUACUGCGCCAUGAAUAUGAGUAGCUUAUACCUCGUCAUCUGUUGGCCGUACUGUCUUCGGCAGGCCAUAUGUGACUUAUCAAGUAAUAAAUAAUCUGGUGGGAUGACGUAAA
This is a messenger RNA of Aspergillus pseudonomiae, 1915 nucleotides long. RefSeq lists its product as uncharacterized. NCBI's taxonomy places the organism in Eukaryota, Fungi, Ascomycota, Eurotiomycetes, Eurotiales, Aspergillaceae. The transcript has 5 exons. The record is from RefSeq and is a predicted model, not a curated record. Bases 242 to 1474 code for a protein of 410 amino acids.